UCAAUCGCAUCUGCUGCAGGUAAAGCGGCCAAAGGACGGCCGCUGUGAGACGCAGCACCGGGAAACAUUUGGAAAGCUAGGGGAAAUAAUAUUAUACGCUCCUGAAGGUCGACUUUACGGAACCCCGUUUUACUUUUUUAACUUUUUUCUAACUUUGGAAACGUAAAAGUGUUUUUAAGUGUAUAUUAUUUCUUCAAUUUACCAAAAUGAUUUGGAGCCCAUUGACGGGGUUGCUUGUUGCGCUGUGCGUAAUCUGUGCUGUCCAUUGUAAGCCACAGAACUACGGACAUUCUCAGCACAGACGACAAACUCAGCAAAUACUUUACCCCGAUGUCUCAGACACCCAUUCUCUUACUCAAGUGGAAGAUACUUGCUAUGACAAAUACAACGCACAGACGUACCCGGUGGGCUCGACCUAUGAGAGGGCAAAGGACGGUAUGAUAUGGGACUGUACCUGCAUCGGUUCCGGCCGCGGAAAAAUCAGCUGCACCAUCGCAAACCGCUGCCACGAGGGAGGCCAGUCCUAUAAGAUCGGGGACACUUGGAGAAGACCCCACGAUACUGGCGAUUAUAUGCUUGAAUGUGUCUGUCUGGGAAACGGAAAGGGAGAGUGGACAUGCAAACCCGUGUCGGAGCGUUGCUAUGACAACGCGGCGGGCGCGUCCUACGUGGUAGGGCAGAACUGGGAGAAAUCCUACCAGGGUUGGAUGAUGAUCGACUGCACCUGCGUGGGUGAAGGCAACGGACGAAUAAUCUGCACAUCCAGAAAUCGGUGUAAUGACCAGGACACCAAGACAUCCUACCGCAUCGGAGACACGUGGACCAAGAUAGACACUAGCGGACAGAAGGUCCAGUGUCUUUGUACAGGAAACGGUAGAGGAGAGUGGAAGUGCGAGAGACACUCAGCCACCACUAGUGUUCGUACGGGAACAGGCGUAGCAACAGGCACGGGUACAGUAAGUACUCGCGCCAGGGUCCAGACCGAGCUUCACCGGCCCUCCACCCUUCCCGAACCCCCCCAGGAGGGAGUCUGCCACACGGACUCGGGCGCCACCUUCCACAUGGGCAUGCGCUGGAUCAGGACCCAAGGAAGCAAGCAAAUGUUAUGCACCUGCCAAGGCACCGGGGCUGUGAGCUGUGAGGAGAAGGAGGUCCAGAGCCAGGUUUACGGAGGGAACUCGGGCGGCCAGCCGUGUAUGUUCCCCUUCCUGUUUAUGGAUAAGACCUACUACUCCUGCACUUCAGAGGGACGUACCGACGGACAGCUGUGGUGUAGCACCACCUCGGACUAUGAGAGAGACCAACAAUACUCCUUCUGUACCGAGAAGAACUCCCUGGUGACGACCCGCGGCGGAAACUCCAACGGCGCCCUCUGCCAGUUCCCCUUCCUCUACAACGGGCGCAACUACACCGACUGUACCGCCGACGGGCGCCGCGACGGAAUGAGGUGGUGUGGCACCACGACCAACUACGACGGGGAACUGCACUACGGGUUCUGCCCCAUGGCCGCUCACGAGGAAGUGUGCACCACCAACGAUGGGGUGAUGUACCGCGUGGGAGACCAGUGGGACAAGCGCCACGAUCUGGGUCACAUGAUGCAGUGUACCUGCCUGGGCAACAACCGCGGAGAGUGGAGCUGCGUCGCCUACUCCCAGAUCCGAGACCAGUGCAUUGUGGACGGGCUAACCUACGACGUGAGCCAGACCUUCGCCAAGCGACACGACCAGGGCUACAUGAUGAACUGCACCUGCUACGGACAGGGACGCGGACGCUGGAAGUGUGACGCCAUUGACCAGUGCCAGGAACCUGAGAACCGCAAGUUCUAUCAGAUCGGGGAGACCUGGGACAAAACCAUCCACCAGGUCCUCUACCGCUGCCAUUGUUACGGCAACGGCAUCGGCGAGAUGAGCUGUGAGCCCCAGCAGACGUUCCCAGGAGGCCAUCGGCCUGUCCAGGUGAUCAUCACUGAGGCUGGGAAGAGGCCUGACUCCCACCCCAUCCAAUGGAAUGCUCCUGCGUCCUCAAACAUCGUUCACUACAUCCUUAAGUGGAGGGUGAAAAAUACCCGCAACCCCUGGAGAGAAGCCACAAUCCCAGGUAACCUGAACUCGUACACCAUCGCCGGGCUUCGGCCAGGCGUCACCUAUGAGGGUCAGCUGAUCAGCGUCUUGCGCUUCGGAAGCCGCGAGACCACCCGUUUCGACUUCACCACAACCUACAGCUCCCGAGUGACCUCUGAGGGGGAGACCACCAAGCCUCCAGCCGAGGUGGACACGUCCGAGUCUGUGACAGAGAUCACGUCCAGUAGCUUCGUCAUCUCCUGGGUGUCGGCCUCAGACACGGUGUCAGGUUUCAGAGUGGAGUACGAGCUCAGCGAAGAUGGAGCCCAACCUAGAGUCUUGACCCUGCCCCGUACCAGCACCUCUGUGAACAUCAUUGACCUCCUGCCUGGCCGCAGAUACAACGUCCAAGUGUACGAGGUGUUACCUCAGGGAGAGACAAACCUCAUCCUCACCACCUCACAGACUACAGCUCCCGACGCCCCUGCUGAGCACAGCAUCAACGAGGUGGGAGAGACCUCCAUAUCUGUCAGCUGGACCAAGCCCCAGGCCCCCAUCACAGGCUACCGUCUGAUCUUCACGCCGUCCGUGGAGGGUAGCAGCAGCACCGAGCUCAUCAUCCCCGCCACUGAGACCUCCACUACCCUGUAUGGCCUACGACCCGGCAUGCUCUACAACAUCAGCAUCUACUCUGUCGAGGAGACCCAGGAGAGUGAGCCCAUCUUUGUCCAGGUCCACACAACUGGAGAAUCAGCUCCAGAGGUAAUCCCGUCCCCGACUGACUUGCAGUUCUACGAGGUGACUGACACGAAAAUAACCAUCACCUGGAGCAGCCCGGCCAGCGAGGUGUCGGGUUACCGCGUGACCUUUGUCCCUGUCACACCCGGCGACACGACCCAGAGGCCCCUGCAGCUGCCGGUGACGCCCAACGCCUACGCCGAGAUCACCCACCUGCAGCCCGGCACCCUCUACCGCUUCAACAUCUACGCCGUCAACGGAGAAGUGGAGAGCGAGCCACUGACGGGAGAGAGAGCCACCAAGCCCGACGCCCCCGGCAACCUGCGUUUCACGGACGUCGGCGAGGACAGCGUCAUUUUGGUCUGGGAGGCUCCUAGGGCUGUUGUCACCGGAUACCGUCUUUUCCUGACCACGGAGGGCACCAGCCAGACCGAAAAGAGUAUCCCCGGCGGUCAAACCCGGUACCACUUGCGAGGACUCCGCCCCUAUGUCGAAUACACCGUCAGGCUGCACUCUGAAAAGGACAACGUCCUGAGCGAGGCGGUCGGCAGCGUCUUCACCACCGCGCCUAAGAUGGGAAAUGCCCCGCGCUUCACAACCGACGUCACGGACACCUCCAUCAUCAUCACGUGGACACCCGUCGCCAGGUAUAGCUUCAGGCUGUCCGUGAGGCCCGGUCAGGAAGGCGAGUCCCCACGGGACGAAACCUCAGACUCUGGGAGAGUUUUCGUGUCAGGACUCACCCCGGGAACCGAGUACACCUACAGCGUACAGCCCAUUUUCAACGGACGUGACCGCGGAAGUCCCGUCACCAAAAACGUUGUCACACAACUGUCCCCCCCCACCAAACUCAGUACGGAGUCGAACUCGGACACCGGGGAUCUGACUGUCCACUGGAGCGCCGCCAACACACCAGACAUCACUGGCUACAGAGUGACAUGCACCCCGACCAAUGAUCAGCGAGGAACCUCCCUCGAGGAGACUGUGAAUCCAGGACAGACCUCGUUGACUCUUGAGAACCUGAGUCCAGGUGUGGAGUAUAACGUCUCCGUCUUCACUGUCAAGAACAAACUGGAGAGUGUCCCCGUGUCCACCACUGUCACCCAAGACGUGCCCAAGCUAAAGGACCUCCGCUUCGUCAAUGUCACCGACACCACAAUCGGCCUGCACUGGACCCCCCUGGUUAACAUUACGGCCAUCACCGGUUACCGGAUAACGGUGGUGGCGUCGGGCGAGAGCGAGCCCAUCAUCUUGGACAUGGUGGACUCGUCGUCGGGCUAUUAUACGGUGCGCGGGCUGGAGCCCGGCGUGGGCUAUGACAUCAGCGUCACCACGGUAACAGAGGAAGCGGAGAGCGAGCCCGCCACCAGCAGAAAGCAAACCCAGACCGCCGUCCCCGCCCCCACCAACCUGAACUUCGGAGGAGUCGGCCCCGAUCACAUGAGGGUCACCUGGACCGCCCCCGUCGUCCCAACGUCCAGCGACAUCAUGCGAUUCGUCGUCCGCUACCACCCGGUCAGCAACGACGCCGACGUCAAGGAGGUCAACUUGGGCGGAGCCACCACCACCUACCUCCUGCAGAACCUGCUUCCCGACACGGAGUACAGAGUCAGCGUGGUGUGCGCCUAUGAGGAACGGCAGAGCAAACCGGUCACCGGCACCCAGAGAACCACCCUGGACUCGCCCACCGGCUUGGAUUUCUCGGAAGUCCUCACCAACUCCUUCACUGUCCACUGGCUGGCGCCCAGGGCCGUCAUCACCGGCUACCGUAUCCGUUACCAAAUGACCAGCGGAGGCAGGGCCAAGGACGAGAGACUGCCCCCGACCAGGACCCACUUCACCCUGACCAGCCUAGCCCCGGAGAAGGAGUACCGGGUCGAGGUGUACGCGGUCAACGGGAAAAAGGAGAGCCUGCCUCUGACUGGAACUCAGUCUACCAAUUCGGAUGCGCCGACCGACCUGGAAGUGACCUCAACCAGCCCCACCAGCAUCACUGUCCGCUGGGACGCACCUUCUGUCACCGUGAGGUACUACAGGGUCACCCACGGAGAGGCCGGAGGCCAAAGCCCUGUCGAGUUCACCGUCCCCGGCUCCCAGUCCGAGACCACCAUCCGUGAUCUGAAACCCGGGACGGAGUACACCAUCACAGUGUAUGCUGUGACAGGGAGGGGGGAUAGCCCGUCCACCAGCACGCCCGUCUACAUCACUCACAAGACCAAUGUGGAGAGCCCGACCAACAUUGAUUUGGCAGAUGUGAAAGACAACACCAUAACAGUUCGCUGGUCCCCCGUCCAGGGACCCAUCACAGGCUACCGGGUCACCAGCACCCCCAAGAACGGACUGGGUCCCUCUUUCUCUGAGGUGGUUGGCCCUGAUCGGACUGAGAUGACCUUCACUGGGUUAAUGCCCACUGUAGAGUACAUUAUUAGUGUGACCUCUCUUGGAACUGAUGGAGAACCUUCUACACCUUUGGUCAAGAACAUCUUCACAGAAAUGGACCGUCCCAAAGACCUGACCUUCUCUGAGGUGGGCUCCACCUCCAUGAGGAUUACAUGGAACAGCCCAGAUGGUACGGUGACGUCAUACCGUGUGAAAUACUCCAGCCCGGAGGAGAGCGAGAGAGAUCAUCGGCCUGCGCCCAGAGGGACAGAAGAUACCACAGUGCUGAAGAACCUCCUCCCGGGCACAGAGUACACAGUUAAAGUCAUCGCCCUGUACGGAAACAAACCCAGCCACCCACUGGUGGGCACACAAGCCACAGCUCUCCCUGCUCCCUCCACUGUGGAAAUCACCGAGGUCAGUGACUCGUCCUUCACCUUGUCGUGGCGCUCGCCCACCUCCAGCCUGUCUGGUUACCGUGUGGUGGUCAACACAAAGAACAUCAACUCGCCCCCCAAGGAGAUGACCAUCGCACCGGACACCACAAGGGCCGUGGUCCCUGGACUUAUGCCGGCAACUACUUAUGUAGUGCAGCUUUAUGCCUUGAAGAACUCCGUGACCAGCCGGCCAGUAGAGGAGGAGGUCACCACGCUGGAAACCAUCAGUACACCUAAGCGGGUGCGCUACUCGGCUAUGACAGACUCGUCCGUCAAUCUGUCCUGGCGCACUAAGGAUGAGACCAUCACCGGGUACUUCAUCGAAGCCAAGCCUGUCAGCAGCAGCCAUCCCACAAUCCAGAAGACGAUAUCCGGGGAGCAGCCCAGCUACACUCUCACUGGUCUGGAGCCCAGCACCACCUACACCAUCAAAAUCUACACCCUGAACGGCAAUGCCCGCAGUUCCCCCGUCACCUUCACGAUAACCACAGAUAAGCCAGCGGUUCUUUCCCCUACCAACCUCCAGUUCACCUCCCUGACCCCCUACUCCAUCACCUUCUCCUGGGAAGCCCCCGCGUCACGCAUCACAGGAUAUUACAUCACCUACGAGGAGGCAGGCACAGCCCGUCCACGGGAGCUCAUACCCCGCCCACACGCUGGUCAGACCUACGCCACCAUCUCAGAUUUGAGGCCUGGCACUGAGUACAUCAUUAAGAUCAUCGCUGUCCAGAACGUCCAGAGGAGCCCUCCGUUAGUUGGAAAGGCGAGGACUCAAAAAGACUCCCAACAUAACCUGCCUAUCAACAAGAAACCUGGGGGCCACAACACCCUUGACGUGCCUGAAGAAGCGGAAAUUACUGUGCCAACCGUGGUGGCCACUGGCACUCUGGGAGACCUGGGGGGGCAGGGCCAGCACGUGGAGUACACCGAGUACAACAGGCCUGAAGGUGGCCCCACCAACCCCCAGACACCCUACGGGAACGAAAACACGUACCUGGUCUUCGUGCCCCUCCCGGACUCGGAGGGGCGCCGGGUACCAGUGGUGAAGGUGAACGUGCCUGGUAGCUCUCCUUUUGGUUUUCCAGAGAACGAGGCCGGGGUCCCUCAGGAGGCCCGGACCCAGACCACCAUCUCCUGGAAGCCCUUCAGGCAGAGCUCAGCGUACCUGGUGUCCUGCAGCCCUCUGACGCACAUCAACGAGAAGAUGUUCCAGAUGCGUUUACCUGGCACCUCCACAAGUGCCACUCUGAUCGGGCUGACCAGCGGAGCCUCCUACAACGUUAUCGUGGAGGCCCUGAAGGGUUCCCUCAAACACAAGAUCCUAGAGGAGGUCAUCACCGCCGGCAACACCCUGUCCGAGGGCUCCACUGGAUCAGACUCAUGUUACGACACCUUCACGGCCACCUACCAUGACGUCGGGACCGAGUGGGAGCGAAUGUCCGAGACAGGCUUCAAGCUGUGGUGCCGAUGCCUGGGAAAGGGCAGUGGACACUUCCGCUGCGACUCCUCCAAGUGGUGUCAUGACGGCGGCAACAACUACCUUAUCGGGGAGAAGUGGGAGCGCCAGGAAGAGGGCGGCCGCAUGAUGAGCUGUACCUGCCUCGGCAACGGAAAGGGAGAGUUCAAGUGUGAACCACAUGAGUCCACUUGCUACGACGACGGUAAAAUGUACAGGGUGGGCAACCAGUGGCAGAAGGAAUACCUGGGAGCAAUCUGCACCUGUACUUGUUAUGGAGGACAGCAGGGCUGGCGGUGCGAGAACUGCCGUAGACCCGGUGCUGAGGUGGACUCAAGCCUGCUGCAGCCGGUCCGAUACGGAGACUCCACCUACACCCUACGCAAAGUGAACAUCCAGUGCCCCAUCGAAUGCCUUCGACCAGACCUACUGACAGAAGCAGUGGAAACAGGACACAUCCCCCAGAAACCCUAGAAUUAAACAACCCCCCCCCCCCCAGACAGAACUGGGCUAACAACCUGUGCCUUACUGUUCCGCUUAACCAUAUCCCAGCACAGCUACACGCUAUACACCAGUGUCUUCCUACAACCUUAAGAGAACCCUGCAAAGUAUGACAGUUUGGUUUUACUUCCUUUUAAGACACAUGGAAAUAUCAUGUUCACACAUAAGAAAUUAAAAUGCUGCCCAGUCUUUGAAUGGGUGUUCUACAGACUUGCUAACGUUCCCAUUUACCCGUACAGUAUUACGGUUUGUUCUAAUCCUUCUCUUUUUACUUGAUGAAAUCUUUAACUGCCAGAAAUCAAAAGCACUGUUGAGAAAAUGUUGUGUACAAUAAUGUAAAGAGGUUUGAAAUUUAACAUGUCUAUAAAUGUUUGACAUUUUUCCUUUCCUGUCGCUCCAGUUAGGCAGACAGGGGUAGCAGGGAUUGACACUUAUGAUUUGUUGUAAUUUUUUUUUCCAUGACUAAUCUGAUUUUAUUUAUCCCUUCACAAGUUGAUAAGUGUUCCCUUUAGGAAAUUGUGUGAAUGCAAAAACUGUGGUGUGUGAACUACUUUCUUUUGGUUUUAUUUUUGUACUGAAGGUGCCAAAGUUGUCAAUACCGUUUGGAGAGUCCCUCGUUUUGAUAAAGUUGAAAGAACCUCAUGAA
Esox lucius (northern pike) is the source of this 8217-nucleotide messenger RNA. RefSeq names its product fibronectin 1b (gene fn1b). Gene Ontology annotation, molecular function: proteoglycan binding; integrin binding. Gene Ontology annotation, biological process: nervous system development; cell-substrate junction assembly; heart development. The transcript is spliced from 41 exons. Gene Ontology annotation, cellular component: extracellular region. The record is from RefSeq and is a predicted model, not a curated record. Bases 207 to 7544 code for a protein of 2445 amino acids. Lineage: Eukaryota; Metazoa; Chordata; Actinopteri; Esociformes; Esocidae.